Acinonyx jubatus (cheetah) is the source of this 1501-nucleotide messenger RNA. Its product is annotated as 14-3-3 protein theta. Bases 92 to 829 code for a protein of 245 amino acids. Gene Ontology annotation, biological process: signal transduction. The transcript has a single exon. Gene Ontology annotation, cellular component: cytoplasm. The record is from RefSeq and is a predicted model, not a curated record. NCBI's taxonomy places the organism in Eukaryota, Metazoa, Chordata, Mammalia, Carnivora, Felidae.
CUCGCGCCGCGGCCGCGGAGACGUGAAGGCCGUCCGCACGCCUCCUCCCGAUCCGGGUCGGUGCUCGCCCUUGCUCUAUCUCCCCGUCCUCAUGGAGAAGACGGAGCUGAUCCAGAAGGCGAAGCUGGCCGAGCAGGCCGAGCGCUACGACGACAUGGCCACCUGCAUGAAGGCCGUGACCGAGCAGGGCGCCAGGCUGUCGAACGAGGAGCGCAACCUGCUCUCGGUGGCCUACAAGAACGUGGUGGGGGGCUGCAGGUCCGCCUGGAGGGUCAUCUCGAGCAUUGAGCAGAAAACCGACACCUCCGACAAGAAGUUGCAGCUGAUUAAGGACUAUCGGGAGAAAGUGGAGUCUGAGCUGAGGUCCAUCUGCACCACGGUGCUGGAAUUGUUGGAUAAGUAUUUAAUAGCCAAUGCAACUAAUCCAGAGAGUAAGGUCUUCUAUCUGAAAAUGAAGGGAGAUUACUUCCGGUACCUUGCUGAAAUUGCAUGUGGUGAUGAUCGAAAACAAACGAUAGAUAAUUCCCAAGGAGCUUACCAAGAGGCUUUUGAUAUAAGCAAGAAGGAGAUGCAACCCACACAUCCAAUCCGCCUGGGGCUGGCUCUUAACUUUUCUGUAUUUUACUAUGAGAUCCUUAAUAACCCAGAGCUUGCCUGCACACUGGCUAAAACAGCUUUUGAUGAGGCCAUUGCAGAACUUGAUACACUGAACGAAGACUCCUACAAAGACAGCACCCUCAUCAUGCAGUUGCUUAGAGACAACCUAACAUUAUGGACAUCAGACAGUGAAGGAGAAGAAUAUGACGCGGCAGAAGGGGCAGAAAACUAAAUGCGUACAGGGUUUCAUCCUUCUUCCCCUCAAGAAACCUUUUUACUCAUCUCCAUUCCUUAUUCCAUUUGGAUUUCCUAUAGCAAAGAAACCCAUUCAUGUGUAUGGAAUCAACUGUUCAUAGUCUUUUCACACUGCGGCUUUGGGAAAACUCCAUUCCUUGAUUUGUGUUUGUCUUGGCCUUCCUGGUGUGCAGUUACUGCUGUAGAAAAGUAUUAACAGCUUCAUUUCAUACGAACGUCAGUAACUUCCAAACACUUAUGUAGAGGACUAAAAAUGUAUCUGGUAUUUAAGUAAUCUGAACCAGUUCUGCAAGUGACUGUGUUUUGUAUUACUGUGAAGAUAUGAAAAUGCAGUUCAUUACAAUUUCAAAAGUGUUCUACAUAACUUCUUAAUUUCUACAUUCCCUCCCUUACUUCUUUGGGGGUUUCCUUUUAGUAAGCAACUUUUCCGUGCUCUUCCUGUAUUCCUUUUUGGUAGGAAUCCAGAAGUAUUAGAUUGAACGGAAAAGCAUUUGGCAUUUCUGCGCGGGGGGUCGCAAAUUGAAAUUCCUCCUGUAUCAAAUAUGAUGGAGGUCUUGUGUAUCUGUGACAACAGGAAGUUUCCUUAUUCAUUCUUCAUUUGCUGCUGUUUAAGUUGACAACUUCCCUUCCCAAUAAAAAUUCACUUACA